Oryza sativa Japonica Group (Japanese rice) is the source of this 2044-nucleotide messenger RNA. Its product is annotated as basic blue protein. Lineage: Eukaryota; Viridiplantae; Streptophyta; Magnoliopsida; Poales; Poaceae. Gene Ontology annotation, cellular component: plasma membrane. Gene Ontology annotation, molecular function: electron transfer activity. The record is from RefSeq and is a predicted model, not a curated record.
ACUAGAGGACUACUUAAUUUCAUUGCCUGAAUUGCAAAAUUCUGAAUCCAGGUUCUGACCAGAAACUCUGCAGGUCUUGUGUAGAAUCUCAGAAUGGUUCUAAUGUAGCCUAUCAUUUUUCCAGACCAUUGCUACGGAAAAAUCAGAAGAAGGAACUAUGCCAUUUCUUUGUUAUAAAAAAAAGUUCAUUUUUCUUCCCAACAAUUUAUCAGAGCACUUACCCGUCGUUUUACACCCCGAACUCGGUUCACCUUACUCCCUAAGAUAUUUCUCUCUUUUUUAUGUAUCAGUCGUAUUUUGGACUGAAGUUUGAUAGAAUCAAUAGCUGUAUCAUAACAUACCUUGAUAUUUUUAAAAUGUUUAUCACUGUUUAUAUAAAUUAAAAUCACUAAGACUGAUUUAAAAAAUCAAGGUUUUAAAUUUAAAUAAAUAGUUACGAAAAUAAUUUGGAACUUUCAUAGUGAUGUCAUCCAUGGCUUUAACAAUUUUCAACUUAAAAUACGAUUUAUAUAAAGAGAAACAAAAUAUUAUUAAGUAUUAAAGUGAACGUCUUUAAUAUUAUUUUGGAAAGGUAAAAUGACCAUCAUCUCCUAUUUAAUUGGUGGUUUAUUGUCGGAUCGACUCAAUUAAAGGUAUGUAGUAUGUACAAAAAUAAAAUCUAAUAUGGGCUCUAUGUAUUAAUACAUGUCACUAUACUAUUAUAUCCUAUUAUAUCCUAUAAUAGUAGAAAUUAUAUCCUAUAAUAGUACUAUAAUAGUAGAAAUAACGGGAUCUUUUAAUUAUUAGUGCUCUAUUUUUUUCUAUUAUCAUUCUUUCGUUUUCUCCACUAUCGUGCAACAAAAAAUUCCGUUAAUAAGUGAUAAGAAUCGACUAUAAGCCAUUGCCAUACGCAACAACAAUGUUAAUUUCUGUUUUAUUUCCUUUCUCUCGUCACCAAAUUUACUUGAUGAAAACUCGUUAUUGAACACCAUUUUGCUCAAUUGUCAUCUGCAUACUAUUUUUGAAACUGACCAAUCAGGCAAUAUCUUUGUGAUUGAGAUGAAGGGAUAUGCUAAGAUGUCCAGGGGAAUUGUCCAAAUGCUAAGAUUGAGGCAAAAGGUUACAUUUGGGAUGUCUUUAUCUCAUCCAAUUAAUCCACGGAUACCAUGAAAUUAAAUGCUUGGAAUUAACGCCUUCUAUAUAUUUCAGUGAACAAAUCUUCAGAUAUAGAACUCCCAUUUUGCCGAACAUUAAUUACCAAGGUACAAAACCGAAUCGCCCCUAUAAAUUAAGAGGGAUCAGUCGCACCUCGCCGAGCCAACAUUCAGAUCAUCAACCACAAGUUCAGAAAAUAAAUCAGUCAGUAGCUCAUCCGGUUGCCAUUGCCAAUAUAGUUCUUGCGAGUAAUCAGUUCAGUUUAAGCCGCUACUAGUACAAAACAAUGGCACGGGCAGGAAGCGUCUGCGUCGCCGUUCUGCUGGCCGUCUGCUGCGCCGAGACGAUCCUCGUCGCCGGCGCGACGGAGUGGCACGUCGGCGACGACAAGGGCUGGACCUUCGGCGUCGCCGGCUGGGAGAACGGCAAGGCCUUCAAGGUCGGCGAUGUGCUCGUGUUCAAGUACAGCCCGAUGAUGCACAACGUGCUGCAGGUGGACCAUGCCGGGUACGACGGCUGCAAGGUCGGCGCCGGCGACAAGAAGUACGCCUCCGGCAACGACAGGAUCACCCUCGCCGCCGGCAAGGUCUUCUUCAUCUGCGGCUUCCCCGGGCACUGCGCCAACGGCAUGAAGAUCGCCGUGGCCACCAAAUAGAUGUUGUUUGUUGUGUUGAUCCAUUUAUCAAUGCAUGUGAUCAAAAUAAUGUGCUCCCCGUUUGUCUUUUAUUUAGUUUUUGGGAUAAAAAACUAAUAUUUAUACUCGUAGAGCAUUUGAAUUGUUUGUUCACGCACAAAAAAAAUUCAGUUUCAUCGUCCUGUUAUCGAUAAUAAUUUCACAUCAACAAUUGAUGCAUUUGUAAUUGGUUUUGACGAUUGUCUCUAGAUAUGUCAAUUGGAUCCCAAUUUUUCA